CCUAGAAGCAGGAGCUGAAGCAGAAGCGGUGGAGAAGUGCUGCUUCCUGGCUCGCUCCCAUGGCUUGCUCAGCUGCUUUUUUUGUAGCAACCAAGUUCAUCAGCUCAGGGCUGGCACUGCCCACCGUGAGCUCUUCCGCAUUAAUCAUCAAUCAGGGGAAAGCAACACAGGUGCUUGCCCAUAGGCCAGUCUGGUGGGGGCAUUUUCUCAAUUGAGGAUCCAUCUUCCAACAUGACUUUAGCUUGUUGACGUAAAAAAUAGCCAGCACAGCAUAAGAAGAAGAACUCUAGCCAGGGAUGAUAGUCCACACCUUUAAUACUAGGUAGAGACAUGAGGAGCUCCGUGAGUUCAAGGCUAGCCUGGUCAGCAUAUUGAACACCAGGCUAUCCAAGGUUGCGUAGUGGAAAACGGGUCUCAUAAAACUGAGGGGAAGGUCAUUCAGGGAGAGAGAUAGAUGUAGUUGAAUAUAGGCAUCCAUUGCUUUCUGAGUUUUGACUAUGGCUGCAAUGUGUUUUUCUCCUGCAGCCACGACCCUCCAUGAUGAACUGUACUCAGAGCUGAGAUAAACCCUUCCUUCAAUUUGCCUUUGCAGGUACUUUGUAGCAACAAGACCAGUAGCUAAGGUGACAACAGCAUGGCUGUGUCCCAGACUUUCCCACUGGGGCCUACCCAUGAGCCUGCAAGUGCCCUGAUGGAGCCUCUGCCUUGCACUCGAAGCUUGGCUGAGGACUUCCUGGAGGAAGAGCUUCGGCUCAAUGCUGAGCUGAGCCAGCUGCAGUUUCCGGAGCCCGUGGGUGUCAUCUACAACCCGGUGGAUUAUGCUUGGGAGCCACACCGUAACUACGUGACUCGCUACUGCCAAGGCCCCAAGGAAGUGCUGUUCCUGGGCAUGAACCCAGGACCUUUUGGCAUGGCCCAAACUGGGGUACCUUUUGGGGAAGUGAAUGUGGUCCGGGACUGGUUGGGCAUUGGGGGCCCUGUGCAAACCCCUCCCCAAGAGCACCCCAAACGACCUGUGUUGGGACUGGAGUGCCCACAGUCAGAGGUGAGCGGAGCCCGAUUCUGGGGCUUUUUCCGGACCCUCUGCGGACAGCCUCAAGUUUUCUUCCGGCACUGCUUUGUUCACAAUCUAUGUCCUCUACUCUUCUUGGCUCCGAGUGGACGAAACCUUACCCCAGCUGAGCUGCCCGCCAAGCAGCGGGAGCAGCUGCUGUUGAUCUGUGACACAGCCCUCUGCAGGCAGGUGCAGCUUCUAGGGGUGCGGCUGGUAGUGGGAGUGGGGCGGCUGGCAGAGCAGCGAGCUCGAAGAGCUCUAGCAGGGCUGACCCCGGAGGUGCAGGUGGAGGGGCUCCUGCAUCCAUCUCCUCGAAGCGCACAGGCCAACAAAGGCUGGGAGGUGGCAGCCAGGGAAAGACUACAAGAGUUGGGGCUGCUACCUCUGCUAACAGAUGACGGUUCAGCCAGGCCUACACUGUAGAGACCCCAGCCAGUGUUGCUGGGCUCAGUGUUGCAUUCAGUUUGCCGGACUGUCCUCUAAUGGCCCAGGGUGGUCAGCUCUCCUGCUGUCUUUCUCUUCCCUUGAGCCUCUCACCCUUUUGUCUCCAGUGUCUGGUCGCCCACAGCACCAGCAGAGAGUUGGGCCUGUACAUCCUUGCCUUGGGAGCCCUGGUGUGCAGAGGGUCCUAGGUAGGGAUGUCUGAAGUCAUAUUUGCAGUUUUGGAGGACAGAUGGUUUUCGUUUUAAUCUUUCCCGUUUUGCUUUUUAUUGGCAUCAUGUUUGGCAUUGCCUCAUGUACACUAGGAACAUUCUCUGAUGCUGAACUACCUCAGCCUUUUUUGACACUAACUGUACAUAUUAGUGGGGUACAGUGCACAUUGAUGGAGUCCAACCUCCCUUUUUCAGUCCUCUCCACACUUCUUCCCCAGUCAGUGGGCAAUCUUUCCCGGAUCCUUACUCAUCCUUACAGAACAUCUGGCAGACUCCUGUCCUUCUAGAGGCUAGGACAGACAUCAUGUUGAGAAUGAACUUCUUAGCCAGGUGUCCUGCACACUCCUGUAAUCCCAGCACUCAGAGGCAGGAGGAUCAGGAGUUCAAGGCCACCUUCAGCUACGUAUUGAGU
This is a messenger RNA of Mastomys coucha (southern multimammate mouse), 2119 nucleotides long. RefSeq names its product single-strand-selective monofunctional uracil-DNA glycosylase 1 (gene Smug1). Bases 635 to 1477 code for a protein of 280 amino acids. The transcript has 3 exons. NCBI's taxonomy places the organism in Eukaryota, Metazoa, Chordata, Mammalia, Rodentia, Muridae. Gene Ontology annotation, biological process: base-excision repair. The record is from RefSeq and is a predicted model, not a curated record. Gene Ontology annotation, molecular function: single-strand selective uracil DNA N-glycosylase activity; oxidized pyrimidine nucleobase lesion DNA N-glycosylase activity.